Diabrotica balteata is the source of this 3347-nucleotide messenger RNA. NCBI's taxonomy places the organism in Eukaryota, Metazoa, Arthropoda, Insecta, Coleoptera, Chrysomelidae. The record is from the annotation of a GenBank genome assembly.
AGUUGUUGUGGUAUGUUUGACUCGAAAAGUAGUGUCAUUAGUUUGUUGAAAUUACCUGCGAUAUUUGCGUGAUCAAAACUGUAAACUAUAAAUUUAGAUUCCUGAUAUUGCGAGAUGUGUUCCCGUGGAGUGUAUUUACCCACGAACCCUGACGAUUUAAAUGUUGUAAACGCCCCAAGUUUCCUUCGAGUUAAUUCGUUUGUGGAUGAUGACAAAAGUACUGGAGGAAAUGAAAGUCCAACGUUCGGCGCAAAUGCAGUUUAUGCAACCAACGAACCAGAUUUGUCAAAUGAAAUUUCUGCUCCUUAUGAAGUACCACAGUUCCCUAUUGAACAGAUUGAAAAGAAAUUGGCUAUUCAAAGACAAUUAAAUUACAAGGUAUUAGAAGAUAAGCGUAGUCACUAUGAACCAUCAAUUCAAGGAACUGCCGAAGUAGAUGAACUUGAUGAUCAUGAUUUGUACGUACCUCAUUUCCAACGCGUUUCAAUUUCUGGAGAAGACACAAGUGGAGUACCACUUGAGGAUCUAGAAAGAGCUUCCAAACUCAUUGUUCAGGCAUUGCAAAUUCGCAAACGGUAUAUGGAAAUGUCUUAUCAAAACUUUUCUUCCACUGCAGGUAGAUUUUUGGAUCCUAAUAAGGAACAACAAAAACACGACGAGAAACAGUCUAUUGAAGAUCGACAAUAUGCGGAGGUGCUACUAAGAACUGCCAGAGCUUCGUUUGAUGAUUCUGUGUUGAAGAUUUUGACCGUUGAAAAUGUCGAGAAGAUAUUAAAAAGUGGUCCAGACCAUGGAAUUCAUCCUCCAGUUCACACACCCUGGGAAGCACCAAAUAUACCAGACACAGACCAUACUUUUAAGAACUGUAGUGGAGUUUACAACGUGUAUAUGAACAAAGAGGAUAUGGAAAAUAACAAACCCUGUAAUUAUGAAUAUCCUGAUGUUAUAACAUUUACUGAUGAUUUUUAUACUAUGUGUAACAUGAUAGCUGAUGGACCAUUAAAAUCAUUCUGCUAUCGGCGCUUAACAUAUUUAUCAUCUAAAUUCCAAUUGCAUGUACUGCUCAACGAACUUAGAGAAUUGGCUUCACAGAAGGCUGUACCACAUCGAGACUUCUACAAUAUCCGUAAGGUAGACACCCACAUACACGCAGCGUCGUGUAUGAACCAAAAGCAUCUUCUGCGAUUCAUUAAAAAGACUUUAAAAAAUAACGCAGAAGAAGUAGUUUCAGUAACGAAGGGAGUGCCUAUGACUCUUCGUCAAGUCUUUCAGGUAAUGCAGAAUCAGUCCAUGAAUCUUACAACAUACGACCUCACCGUUGACAUGUUGGACGUCCAUGCCGAUCGAAAUACUUUCCACAGAUUCGAUAAGUUCAAUGCUAAGUAUAAUCCCGUAGGAGAAAGUAGACUACGCGAGGUUUUCUUAAAAACGGAUAACUACUUGAAUGGAAAAUAUUUUGCCAAUAUCAUCAAGGAAGUUGCUAGCGAUUUGGAAGAAUCCAAGUAUCAAAAUGCUGAACUGAGACUUAGUAUUUAUGGAAAAACCAGAGAUGAAUGGGAUAAAUUGGCUAAGUGGGCUAUAAAUGAGAACGUUUAUUCCGAUAACGUCCGUUGGUUGAUUCAAGUUCCUCGACUUUUUGACAUUUUCAAGACAAAUAAGGUCCUGAGUUGUUUCCAAGAGGUUAUUGACAAUAUCUUCCUCCCAUUAUUUGAAGUGACAGCUAAACCAAGCUCCCACCCGGAACUCCACAACUUUCUUCAGUAUGUCAUUGGAUUUGAUUCAGUAGACGACGAAAGUAAACCAGAAAAGAACCCAUUAUUUGACAAAGACACCGCUACUCCUGAUAAUUGGAAUGACGUAGAAAAUCCUAACUAUGCUUAUUAUUUGUAUUACAUGUACGCUAAUUUAACGAUUUUAAAUCAUUUUAGAAACGAGAAAGGUUUGCAUACAUUUGUUCUUAGACCACAUUGUGGUGAAGCUGGACCAGUUCAGCAUUUAGUAUGUGGGUAUAUGCUUUCUGAGAAUAUUUCCCAUGGAUUGCUUUUGAGAAAAGUUCCAGUACUGCAGUAUUUGUAUUACUUAGCGCAGAUAGGUAUUGCUAUGAGCCCUCUUUCUAACAAUAGCUUAUUCUUGAACUACCACCGCAACCCUCUACCCGAAUAUUUGUCGAGAGGACUAAUGGUUUCAUUAUCUUCGGACGAUCCGCUACAAUUCCAUUUUACCAAAGAACCGUUGAUGGAAGAGUACAGCAUUGCUGCUCAAGUGUGGAAGCUGUCCAGUUGCGACAUGUGUGAAUUGGCUAGGAAUAGCGUCUUAAUGUCUGGAUUUUCUCACAAGACUAAGCAGUACUGGUUGGGUCCAAAUUAUACCAAAGAGGGUGUUGCUGGUAACGACAUCGCUAGAACAAACGUACCCGACAUACGGGUUGCUUUUCGCUAUGAGACACUUAUUGAUGAGCUGUCGAAUAUUUUCAAACCUCAUCAACAAAAACAUUUUUAAAUGGUUGUCAUAACCUUUACCUUCCUAAAUUUUUACAACAAAUAUUUCUAAAACUGUGAAACUAGUUUAAACAUGUAAGCACCACUGAAAUUUCUUUAGCAUUAAAAAAUACUCUCGUUUCAAAAAUCCGAUCAGAAUAAUAUAAAUACUUAUUAAAAAUUGUCAUAAAGUAUACUUUUAUAUAGUGACAAGUGACACUUAAAGUAGAACGCCGGAAAAGACAAAUUUAGGUCAGAAGUAACAAGAUAAAUGGAGGUAAAUAACAGACAAAUAAUAUAUUGGAUCUGUGUACAUUUUGCAAGGUACAAGUGAAGGAAAAGGGCCCCAGCACGAAGAAGAACAUCCUGACUUGCUAACCUGAGAGCAUCGUAUAGAAAAACCUCAACACAGCUAUUUCGUAUAGCAAACAACAAAAUAAUCAUAGCCAGAAUGAUCGCCAACGUUCGGAACGAACAGGCACCCUAAGAAGAAGAAUCGAAAAACUUCAGCAAUGAAGUCUAUCUAAGAUUAGAGUUAAAUAUACAUGGUUAGAUUUAUAAAAUUAUUAAAUUAGUAUUCACUUGUACUAUAUAUCAUGUAAUGUUUAACAUAUUUGUAAGUAUUGUUUUUGAAUAACCGUUGUCAGUGAGGGAUGUCAUACUAUUAACAACUGUGACGUAACUUUUAAAAAAUUAAGACAGCUUUGAGACGCAUAACUGACAAAUAUGUCAUAUGUCUAAUAUGUGACAAGACCGCUACGUCAUACCUACUAAUUGGUAUCGAAUAAUAUCACUUAAUAAAGUAGUAUUAAUAAUAUUAAUAUGAUUAUUAUUUUAAUUUAUAAAUAAUAUAAAUUAUAUAAUACUUCU